AGACUGAUUACACACUGCAAUUCUUUCCUUAGGGCACACAAGUUUCUUCAGGACGGCAAGUCUCUAUUUUCUUGCUGCCCUCACAAAGAAGUGCCAUGUUUAAUUAUAGCAUGGAUUAUGGAUGCAUGCAUAGAUUUGCCACUUAAUAACUUUCUUUCUGUAUGUGAUUCUGCUAAUAUUGAUGGAACAACCAAACUGUCUACCCAAGAAUGGGGCUCUUAUGGUCAUGCACAGAAGAUGCAGGCAGCUGCAACAUAUUUGUUUGGCCAACUUCAAUGCCUUGGAAAUUUGGCAUGGCACAAAUCUGAACUCAAAAGAGGGCAGAUGUUGGGCAAUCCAUUAGUUUCUAUGGAAGUCUCGGGCUUCAUG
Suillus paluster is the source of this 369-nucleotide messenger RNA. RefSeq lists its product as uncharacterized. The annotation marks the transcript as partial. The transcript is spliced from 2 exons. The record is from RefSeq and is a predicted model, not a curated record. NCBI's taxonomy places the organism in Eukaryota, Fungi, Basidiomycota, Agaricomycetes, Boletales, Suillaceae.